Scylla paramamosain (green mud crab) is the source of this 980-nucleotide messenger RNA. Its product is annotated as mite group 2 allergen Pso o 2-like. Lineage: Eukaryota; Metazoa; Arthropoda; Malacostraca; Decapoda; Portunidae. The transcript has 5 exons. Gene Ontology annotation, molecular function: sterol binding. The record is from RefSeq and is a predicted model, not a curated record. The coding region runs from base 88 to 516 and encodes 142 amino acids. Gene Ontology annotation, biological process: sterol transport.
AUCAAUGCUUCAUUCCUGUCCUGGCCACAGAUUGUCUCUCUUGCGCUCUCGUAGACGUGCCCACCUUGCCAGUGUGCUGUGUCAACAAUGCGUGGAUUCUUCCUAGUUCUCCUCUGCUGGGCUGCGGCCGACGCCUCCACUCUUUUCCAGGACUGUGGCUCCGUGGGUUCCGAUGUGGAGCUCAACGUGGAGGGCUGCACGGUGCCGCCCUGCCAGCUGAAACGCGGCGAGGUGGUGGAUGUCAACUUCAAAUUCACAUCAAGCAAGGAUUCCACCGGGCUGGAAAUCAAGGCUCUGGCCAACAUUGGAGGCAUUGAGUUCCCCUGGGUGGGCAUCGACACGAAUGGCUGCCACUACACUUCGUGCCCCAUCUCGGCUGGCUCGCACGUUGACUGGACUCUGCCUGUGGAAAUCCUGAAUGAGUACCCGGCGAUCAGCGUGGUUGUAACCUUCAAGCUCGUGGACGACUCUGGAAGUUCCCAGGCUUGUGCCCUUCUGCCGGCAACCAUUAUUUAGACUCCUUCUCCUGUUCCUGCUACUGCUUCUUCUUCUUCUCCUUCUCCUCCUCCUCCUCCUCCUCCUCCUCUUCCUCCUCCUCUUCCUCUCCUCCCUCAGUUUAAUCUCUCUUCUCUAUUUCUCUUUCUCUUUCAUUCUCUUUUAUCUGUUUUUGUUUUGCUUCUUUCUUAUCCUGCUCCUCCUCCUCCUUCUCCUCUUCUUCCUCCUCCUCUUCCUUUUUCCUCAGUUUAAUCUUUACUCUUUUCAUUCAUUUUUUUUCCUUUCAUUCUCCUUUAUUUGCUUUUCUUGUUUUGCCAAUUCUUUAUCAUCGUCUUCCUUCUCCUUCUUCUCCUCCUCUUCCUCCUCCUCCUCCUUCCUAUUCCAGGUUCACCCGCACCUCUUUGGACUCUAAUAUUUAUUAUGUGAACAGCACUGUGCAUUAUGUAAUUGUGUAAGCUUGAAUAAAUGAUGAUUAUGAAGCAAUA